Lampris incognitus (smalleye Pacific opah) is the source of this 1783-nucleotide messenger RNA. RefSeq names its product sphingomyelin phosphodiesterase acid like 3A (gene smpdl3a). Gene Ontology annotation, molecular function: sphingomyelin phosphodiesterase activity. Lineage: Eukaryota; Metazoa; Chordata; Actinopteri; Lampriformes; Lampridae. The transcript is spliced from 8 exons. Gene Ontology annotation, biological process: sphingomyelin catabolic process. The coding region runs from base 62 to 1393 and encodes 443 amino acids. The record is from RefSeq and is a predicted model, not a curated record.
UUGUAUAAAACCAGUUCCAAAGGACGAUGCUGAGAGUUGACGUGCGUUGUAUUUUGGUGAGAUGACGGCGGGACGGAUCCACCCUGUGUUGUGUGGAUUGCUGCUGGUCGGUGCGGGUCUGCUGGCGGCUGCACCGACGCAAAGUGAUCACACUCCCAUAGGGAGGUUCUGGCAUAUCACAGACCUCCACCUUGACCCUACUUACCACCUGACGGAGGACCCCACCAAAGUGUGUUUCUCCUCCAAAGGGGCCCCGGCCACCAAAGCUGGUCUAUAUGGGGACUUCCUGUGCGAUUCCCCCUACCGCCUCAUUCAGUCGGCAUUCACUCAAAUGAAACAGGUGACCCCACCCUUGGACUUCAUGAUAUGGACUGGGGACAGUCCACCUCAUGUCCCAAAAGACGAGCUGUCCACAAACACGGUGAUCCAGGUGAUCGGUAACAUGACCCAGACCAUCCGAGACCACUUCCCCAGCCUGACUGUCUACCCGGCCCUGGGCAACCAUGACUACUGGCCACAGGACCAGCUGAUAACAUCUACGAAUGCGGUCUACCAGGCUGCUGCCAAGCUGUGGGAGCCCUGGCUGCAGCCUGAAGCCCUGCUCACACUUAGAGAAGGUGGUUUCUACUCCCAGCCAGUGAGGCCUGGUCUGAGGGUGAUCAGUCUGAACACUAUCCUCUACUACAGCCCUAACAAAGUCACUGUUAACACGACUGACCCCGCUGGACAAUUCCGGUGGCUGGAGACGACGCUAGAAAAAGCUGCAGAAAGCAUGGAAAAGGUGUUUAUCAUAGCUCAUGUGCCAGUAGGGUUCUUGCCCUUUGCCAGAAACAUCACGGCUAUAAGAAAGCACCACAACGAGAGACUGGUGGACAUCUUCAGGAACUACAGCCAUGUGAUUGCGGGACACUUCUAUGGCCACACCCACCGAGACAGUAUCAUGGUGCUGCUGGACCAGAAAGGCAAACCGGUGAACUCUUUCUUCGUGUCACCGGCCAUCACGCCAAUCAGGAGUAUUGUGGAGUCCUACUCUAAUAACCCGGCAUACCGCAUGUACCACUACAAUACCAAGGACUUCACUCUGUUGGAUAUCUGGCAGUACUAUCUGAAUCUGACGGAAGCCAAUGAGAAACAAAGGUCUGACUGGAGGCUUGAAUACAUCAUGACAGAGGCGUUUGGACUGAAAGACAUCCAGCCACACAGCCUGCUCCAGCUGGCCCUGAGCUUCAGGCUGCCUCACACCAAGACCUUUGACAAGUAUUUUAGUCACUUCAUGGUCAGUUAUGAUGACAGUAUAGUCUGCGAGGGAGACUGUCGGCUCACCCAGGUGUGUGCUGUGCUGUGUCUGGACCAGGAGUCCUAUUCCCAUUGUACCGGGAAGGGAAAAUUAUAAUAACAACAACAGUCAUAGUUAUUGAAUAUUUCUUUUUUGUCGCUAUGAAAUAAAUUCAGGGAUUUAAGUGAGCGUUUGCACAGGAUAUCCAACUUGUUCAUAAUUUGAAUGUGACAUUGCAUGUUUAAUACCGCUUGAUUCAAGUAAAACGUUUUGGUAUAAAACGAAUAAAAAGGUAUUAAGGGGUGUUUUUUGUUGUUGUCACAAGAUAAAUUGAAUCAUUGCUAUUGAAAUGUCACUCAGAUGUCUAUGAGCCGACUGUUAGUACGCAUCAGCCUACUGGCACUGGUGCAGUAGGGUUUUAAUGAAAUUACGUGACAACCGCUUUCUUUGUAUUUCACUACUCGCAGCACUUUUCUACAAAUAAAAGAUGUCUGUUUAAAGGACGGG